CUCGAGUAGCUGAGAGGUGUACGUAUGUUUAGCUCUGUCGUGAAUCUGCCAGCUCCGUCAAAGAAGUGAGAAAUAGAAAUUUCUAAACUGUUGAAGAACUGCAAUUGAACUAUGGUAAUUCUCCGAGGAAGUGAGAAAUGACUAUUAAUAUCUUCACAUGUACGCCAUUUAUAAAAGUCAAAGUGAUACUUUUUCUGCAAUAUUUUUGAUAUUCACACAUUCGUGUUCACAGACUCCUUAAUAAAUAUGAAUGUGCGAGCAGAAAAUAUCGUGAGUAUCGUUUUUUUUUAUUGUUACAAUGACAGAAAAUAUAGUGCGUAUCGUUUUUUUUUCAUUGUGACAAUCACAGAAAGGUGGAAGAAUUGAGAAGGAAUUUCGAUUUCUUAGUCCUGUGACACUCCUUCAUUAUGUUAGAUUCGCUUUUUAAUCUUUCCAUAUGAAUAUAAAUCCAUCUUGUUGAAAGAAAAGAAAAAUUCUUUCAAACCAAUAGUCUGCAGUAUUCUUAGUUUUAUCAUCUUGUUGGUGAAACUUUCAUUCAUUGACUAUUAAUGAAUAUUGAUUUAACCCUUUGUUCGGAAGGUUUUUGCUGAUGAGCAAAUCAAUAAAAAUUUUUAAGAAACUGAAUAAAGUAUCAAUCAAUUUGAAAUGGAACAAGUCAAAUUAAAAUAUCAUUAAAAUGAUAGUACGCAAUAAAAUGUCAAUGAAAAAAAUAACGCUGUUAAAGAGUUUUACAGAAAAAAAAAUUCUAAAAGAAUGAAACGAGUUGAAUCAAACUAAUUGAAUAAUCAAAUAUGAAUUAGUAGAUAUAUUUAAUCGUGCUUCAAUUAAUAUCGAUAAAACGACAGCAAAUGCUGUAAGUAAACACGCUGAUGAUGAAUUUCGAGCAUGAAGCAGUUGAUUACAUCAACAAAACACAUCAUUCGACAAUAGAAUUGAGGAUAUAUGUGAAAAAUUUGCAUUGAACUGAUCGUAGUAAUGAUAAUCAAGAGUUUUUCAAACAUACGCUAAUACAAUUUUUACUUGAUUGACAACAUAUUUGAGAAAAUUAUUAUAAAAUAAUUUAUGAUCUUGUUAAACAAUUUCAAAUAGAAGAGUCAACAAGUAAUCAAUAUCGGAUUGAUUCAUUUAAUAUUCAACAUACUAAUGUAAAUGAAAUUAUUAAAUUUGUGCGUUCACAUAUUCAACAACGACAAGAAGAACAAUUACGUGACAUAAAGUAUAACAUUCAACAAAAACAUCAUUAA
This is a messenger RNA of Rotaria sp. Silwood2, 1244 nucleotides long. NCBI's taxonomy places the organism in Eukaryota, Metazoa, Rotifera, Eurotatoria, Philodinida, Philodinidae. The record is from the annotation of a GenBank genome assembly.